GGCACACUUCAAGGCUGAGUGAGAAAUGUUUGGGUUGGACCCUGCAGCCCCCACUCGGUGGCUGCUCAUAAAAAGCACUUCAGGGCAGGCUUGGGCAGGAGGGGAGACGGGGACAAAGCGGAGGCAGGAGGGCAGGGCCCCUCGGGUCACGCUGGGCCAUGCUCACUGCCUCCGUCUGGCGUCCGACUCUACUGCUCUGCUGGCUUGCUGCCCCCAGGGCCACGCAGGGCGAGACCCUGUUCCACAGCCGGGACCGCUCGGACCUGGAGCCCUCCUUCCUGCGCCAGGCCCAGCCCGUGGCCGACCUCAGCACAGCACAGCGCUUCCUAGCCAAGUAUGGCUGGACUGCCGCCUCCCACCCUGGCACCCGGGGGCCCAGCGCCUUUGCCGCGGCCAUGCGCGCCUUCCAGCGUGCCAACCAGCUGCCAGCCACUGGGGCGCUGGAUGCUGCCACACUGCAUGCUAUGAACAGACCACGCUGUGGCCUCCCUGAUCGCCGUGGUGACUCUGGCUCCCAAGACACCCCCAAAUCCCAGGGGGACCUCAACCCCCGUGGAGUCCCUGGGGGCCGUGUCCGCUCCAAGCGCUUCCUGCAGCUGCUCCAUCCCCUGCUGGGCCAGGAGCAGCAGCCCCGGGUCCCAGGGGCCACCAGGGCCUUUUCCAAAAGAACCCUGAAGUGGCGGCUGGUGGGCGAGGGCUACAGCAGCCAGCUGUCCGCGGCCGAGCAGCGCUACAUCUGCAGGCUGGCCUUCCGCAUGUGGAGCGAGGUGACUCCGCUGGACUUUGUGGAGGACAGGACCGCCCCUGCCGCCCAGGUUGACAUCAAGCUGGGCUUUGGGCGAGGCCGGCACCUGGGCUGUCCACGGGCAUUCGAUGGCAGUGGCCAGGAGUUUGCCCAUGCCUGGCGCCUGGGUGACAUCCACUUUGAUGACGACGAGCACUUCACCCCUCCCUCCAGUGUCACUGGCAUCAGCCUCCUCAAAGUGGCUGUUCAUGAAAUUGGCCAUGUCCUGGGUCUGCCUCACACCUACAGGAUGGGAUCGAUAAUGCAGCCGAAUUAUACCCCUCAGGAGCCAGCCUUUGAGCUGGACUGGGCAGACAGAAAAGCCAUUCAGAAGCUAUAUGGCUCCUGUGAAGGCUCCUUCGACACCGCGUUCGACUGGGUUCGCAAAGAGAGGAACCAGUACGGGGAGCUGGUGGUGCGCUUCAGCACCUACUUUUUCCGCAGCAGCUGGUACUGGUUAUAUGAGAACCGCACCAACAGGACGCGCUACGGGGAUCCCAUCCCCAUCGCCCAGGGCUGGCGUGGGAUCCCGGCACAAGACAUCGACGCCUUCGUCCACAUCUGGACUUGGGGGAGAGACGAGCGCUACUUUUUUAAAGGAAAGCAGUACUGGAGGUAUGACAGUGACAAGGAUCAGGCCUACACAGAAGAUGACCAAGGAAACCGCUACCCCAAAUUGAUUUCAGAAGGAUUUCCUGGAAUCCCGAGUCCCCUGGACACAGCCUUCUAUGACCGACGAAAGCAACUGAUCUACUUCUUCAAGGAGUCCUUGGUGUUUGCCUUCGACGUCCACGGAAACCAAGUCCUUCCCUCUUAUCCAAAGAUGAUUGUGGACGUUUUCCCAGCGCCAGCCUCUUCCCCCAGCCAUCCCCGCAGGAGCAUCGACGCGGCCUACUACUCCUACACGCACGGCUGCUUGUUCUUCUUCAAGGGCGGGGCUUACUGGCGGGUGCUGAGCGACAAGGACAGGCAGCACAAGCGCUGGCUCCCGGCAAACAGCCUGUUUCCGAAGGAGCCCAUCUCGGGGAGGUGGUUCGACGUCUGUGAUGUCCACCCGUCCACACUAAGCAUGUGACGAGACGCAGGCAGGUGGCUCUCUCUUCACUUCUCCCAGAGAAAACAGACCGGGUGCUUGAGCACAGAAAGAGCAACCUGUUACCGAAGUUAAAGCCCAAGGGAUAUGCAAAAUUGAAACGUUUCAGAUUCUUUGUUUAAAAAUAAAU
Molecule: messenger RNA, 2007 nt
Organism: Echinops telfairi (small Madagascar hedgehog)
Lineage: Eukaryota; Metazoa; Chordata; Mammalia; Afrosoricida; Tenrecidae
Gene: MMP21
Product: matrix metallopeptidase 21
Exons: 7
Coding region: 159-1859 (566 amino acids)
Biological process (GO): extracellular matrix organization; proteolysis; collagen catabolic process
Cellular component (GO): extracellular matrix
Molecular function (GO): zinc ion binding; metalloendopeptidase activity
Source: RefSeq, a predicted model, not a curated record